Vollenhovia emeryi is the source of this 2442-nucleotide messenger RNA. RefSeq lists its product as uncharacterized. Lineage: Eukaryota; Metazoa; Arthropoda; Insecta; Hymenoptera; Formicidae. Gene Ontology annotation, molecular function: protein dimerization activity; RNA polymerase II cis-regulatory region sequence-specific DNA binding; DNA-binding transcription factor activity, RNA polymerase II-specific. The record is from RefSeq and is a predicted model, not a curated record. Gene Ontology annotation, biological process: positive regulation of transcription by RNA polymerase II. The transcript is spliced from 2 exons. Bases 181 to 1083 code for a protein of 300 amino acids.
UAUAAACGCGGGGGGCUCGUUCUGGCGCGGACAACGCUCCCUGGAUGGGCCACUCGUCCCAACGUACGGAAAAUUGAAAUAAUUUGCCGACCUCCCGCCGCGAGCGAAGGCGCUGAUUAUCGAUAGAUUGCGCCGAUUGCGCGUUGAAGUCGUUGAAGAUCCACACAGGCCGCUACCGCGAUGUCGUCCGCGACGCCGGACGUCGACUCCCCCGUGCAGCAGGACAUCGAGCGCGCCACGUGCGACGUGGUCCACGACGUGGGCAGCGACCUGGUGGCGCAGCAGCCACAGCAGCAGCAAUUGCCCUCGCAGGGCGUACGCGGCGACGGCGUGUCCGACAACCUCGGCGGGUUCCCGAGUCGGGACCAGCCGAAGAAGUCACCCCCGUUGGGCGGCAGGAGGGUCAGGGUCAAAAUGGAGUACAUCAAUGACAAGGUCAGGAGAUACAGAACGUUCUCCAGGAGAAAGUCCGGCAUUAUGAAGAAGGCGCGCGAGCUGACGACGCUGACCGGCACGCAGAUGAUGCUACUGAUGGCGAGCGAGACCGGCUACCUGUACACGUUCGCAACGCCCAAGCUGCAGCCACUGGUGGCGAGCGACGCUAUCAACGCGCUGAUCCGAGCGUGCCUCAGCAGACCGAACCCGCCGCCGGGCUACCAAGGGACGUCGGCCUUCGACCUGAGGAGGACCAGGCUGAUGCCCGUCGCCGGCGACCUGCAGAAAGCGAGGCAACUGGUGUACGGCUCGCCGCGCAGUGGCCCGCUACACGCCGGCUCUUCUGGCGCCGGGCUUCGUAGCGAGCCAGCGAGCGGCCCAACCGCGCGGGUCCAUCCGUUCCCGCCGGGCUUGCAGCGCACGCACUUCGUAGCGCAGGCACAACAGCCGGCGGCCACCGUCGCACCUCGUGCCGCAUUCGGGCCCGAUGCCCACCGUCAGCAAAUACCAGCAUCCAUGCUCCUCGCCUCGGCCGCUCAAUCGCACCACCUGCCAUCCUCUUGCGUCGCGUUCGCACCCCCAGCCGUACACGCUCACCGCUCGUCGGGCCCUCGCGCGACCUUAUUCCCGCCGCACUUCGCGUUUUAAUCCCGAUUUUCGUCAACGUCAUUUAACUUUGAUCUUUAGUUUUCAAUUUCAAUCAUUUCUUGAAUUGUUUUCCAUGCUCUUUUGUCUCUGUCUAAGGGAACAGAGAAAGAGGGAGAGAAAGACAAAGGAUGAAUUGCGGUGAAAAUGGACGGAAGACGUUGAAAAUACUUGGCGGAGGUGUUGGAGAUCCCGAGGCGCCGAGACGCUGCUGAGGCGCGUCUUGUUGCCACGAGUGUGAAUGUACUCGGAAGAGAGAUUUAUCUCGCUGUGAGUUCGAGCGAUCGCAAUAGAUUCGUGCAAUUUAUUAUUUUAAGAGAUUUAUCUCCCGUAAAGAUUGUAGAUUGAGAGGCUCGAAUUUGACGAACGUCAGAGCUUAAGCUCCAAGAGUGAGAUAAAUCGCCGUUUAGAUAUCUGAGCGUUUACACAUUUGACUUUUAUUUUAUGUACGUUUCAACGUCGCAAACUUUUCUUUCGUUAUUUAUUCACAAUUGACUCUGUGAAACACGACAUACAACUAUUUUAGCGUACUGUUUUGGCGCGCGCGCGCGCGCGCGCGUUUUUUUAUAGAAUAUCAAAGUAAUUUCCAUUCUACACGGUAUUUUAUUUAAUUAUAUACGACGAACGGUUAGAUACGCAUUACCGAUAUUGUAAUCCGACAUUGGUCGCAAUGUUGGCGUGCUCUUUUUUGGUAUUGUACAUUUUACGAUUUUAAGUUGCAGAAAAUACCCCUCCUCUGUUUCUCUUCACGAGAGAGCUUAAAUGCUUAUUUAUCUUCAUAAGUCUUGUCGAGGAGCAAAGAUCUCCGUUAGAUAAAACUGUCACGACAAUACUUGGUUAAUAGAUUUACCGAACCGACGGUAUGCGUGCAAAUUAGGCGGUGCACGCUUAAUACUGUUACGCAUUCCCCCCCUUUUUUUAUCAAGUAUCUUUUUAUAUAUAUAUUGUUUACCGUGUAAUAUGUGUAAUUGUUUAGAUUGUCUUUUCUCGCAGAAUAAGUAGCUGGUAUUUGGAUUACCUCUUGAUUUAAUCCAUCUCCUUCCUAAUCUCUAUCCGUAUCCCAUAUCGAUCUGUUUAGCGUGCAUGUUCCGUAUAUGUGUGUAUGCAUUGUUUGCUGAUUCUGUGGAAAAAAAACCGAGGAGAAGGCAAAAGUAAAAAGAAGCAACGCCGCCCUAGUAGCACAGUGCAUUGAACAAACGUCGGUUAAACAUCGGGCCGAUGUUUAGCCAAUGCGCUGUGCUACUAGGGCAGGUACGAGAAGGCCCUCAGACUUGGAAUAGACAUGUAAAAAUCAACUGUACAUCUUGCAUACAAAGGGUACAAAUAAUAAUAACAUCGAUUACAAUUUUAAUGUUGAACUGC